AUGGGGCGGGAUUGUAGAGAAUGGGUGAGAGGAAGUGUAAUUGGAGUAGGAUCAUUUGGCACUGUGAGCCAGGCCUUGGAUAAGGCUACAGGGGAGCUGCUUGCUGUUAAGUCUGUUGAAUGCACUGAGGAGAGAAGGGUGGAGCUUGUUGCCAUGGAGAAUGAGAUAAGAAUUCUGAGGAAAAUGGAUUCUCCAUGGUUUGUGAAGUUUAUGGGAGAGAAUUACUGUGAAGAUGGUGGUUUAAUCAGGAGAGAUUUGUUGAUGGAAUAUAUGGCAGGAGGAAGUGUGGCAGAUGUUAUUCAGAGGUUUGGAGGGCAGCUGGAGGAGUCACUCAUUAGGGUAUACACUAGAGGUAUUGUUAAGGGCAUUGAAUAUCUCCACAAUCAGGGGAUUGUGCAUUGUGACAUCAAGGGAAAGAAUGUGCUGGUGGGGAACUGCGGUGUGAAAUUAGCAGAUUUUGGGUUUGCUAAGGAUAUGGUGAGUGAGGGUGAAAGCAGUGUUCAAUGGAGUGGGACGCCUCUGUGGAUGGCUCCAGAGGUGGUGAAUCAAGUGGAGGGGGGGUCACCUUGUGAUAUAUGGUAUUUGGGAUGUACAGUUGUGGAGAUGGCCACUGGCAGGCCUCCAUGGACUAACAUUUCUCAUCCUUUGGCUGCCAUGUACAAAAUUGGGUGCUCUGAUGAACUGCCUGAGUUUCCAAAGAGUCUGUCUGCUGAAGGUCGUGAUUUUCUAGAGAAAUGCUUCAGAAGGGAUCCUAAGCAAAGGUGGACUAGUGCCCAAUUGCUUGGACACCCUUUUCUCAAUGACUGUGUGCAGCAGAGGCCACCAUCUCCCAUAAGCACUUUGAAUUUUCACAAUGCAGAAAAUCAGUGCAAUGAAUCCAACAAUUCUGGAACUUUUUCUGGUUCAAUUCCCCAAGUAACUUUGUAUGGCAAUUUGCCCAAAUCUCCUCAGGAGGAGCAGGCAAGGCACAAUAACAGUGAGGUAAAGAGGAUGUCUGCAGAAAGGCCAAGGCCAUCUCCAAGCCAGAGAGUGGCAGAAUUGGCUGAGAAAAUUGUUGGUGCAAGUAACAGCAGUGCUAACAAGCCUAAUUGGUGUUUAACCCCAACCUCAAAUUGGAUUGUUGUGAGGUCCAUUAGUAAGCCUCCCCUGUUAGACACUCUUUUUACAGAUUUCAUUAAUGAAUCCUCUGCCCAGAGCACUCCCUCCACUCAGAAUUCACAGGCUGAUUAUAAUUCAACUUCUCAAAAUAGUAAAUUAUCCAAUUACGACCCAUCUCUGACUAGGUCUUCAGCUAACAAAUGCAAUGAUCCAAGUGGUAGCCAUGGCUUCUGCAACUCAAUUGCACAUUUGACUGAUUUCUGUAAAGAAUUGGCAGCUCCAGAAAGCAGCCCUGAAAUUGUUGACAUCCAUAAAAGAAAACAGGGCAUCAGAGAUUUGAAUCAUUCAAGGCUCAAUAACAAGCUACUCAAGUUCUUGAUGAAUAUUUUUUUUUAUCCUGAUACAAUCCUGCAGCUUAUGUUGCUAACAAGACUUGGCCAAAAUUGUACAAGACUUGAGGCCGGGCAUUGGAAACCUAAGACAUCAUUACCAGAUGACAUUUAUUAUAGUAUUAUAAGAACAAGAGUAGAUUCUUCAAGAAACAGGGUAUGGUGGAUCUUUAACAGUAAAGGAAGGAAUUUGUGCCCAUAUGAUUGUAGUAUAUUUACUUCGAAAUCCUACAGUGAAAAAAUUAAUGUGAAUGGAAGGAAUAGAAGUUAUAUUGUUAUAUUUUCUACCAGACUGUUUUCAAUAAAUUAUUUUAGUGCUAUAUGGUUGGCUGACCCUCUCUUUGUAUGUUCUUAUAGGAAAAAGUUUCCAUUAAAUAGCCUUCUGUAUUAG
This is a messenger RNA of Cryptomeria japonica (Japanese cedar), 1878 nucleotides long. RefSeq names its product mitogen-activated protein kinase kinase kinase 17-like. Gene Ontology annotation, biological process: protein phosphorylation. The record is from RefSeq and is a predicted model, not a curated record. Gene Ontology annotation, molecular function: protein kinase activity; ATP binding. Lineage: Eukaryota; Viridiplantae; Streptophyta; Pinopsida; Cupressales; Cupressaceae. The transcript has a single exon. Bases 1 to 1878 code for a protein of 625 amino acids.